Eriocheir sinensis (Chinese mitten crab) is the source of this 4724-nucleotide messenger RNA. RefSeq lists its product as uncharacterized. The record is from RefSeq and is a predicted model, not a curated record. Lineage: Eukaryota; Metazoa; Arthropoda; Malacostraca; Decapoda; Varunidae. Gene Ontology annotation, biological process: biosynthetic process. The coding region runs from base 3337 to 4131 and encodes 264 amino acids. The transcript has 9 exons.
GUAAAAGAUGUGGACCACGCAAAGACAAUGAAUUUAAGGCCAGGCUGGAUUACUGUACGGAAGAAAGUGAAAAUAAGUAAUUCAAGCAACAAAACUGAAAAUUAUAGUGCCAUGAUGUGAGGAAAAAUACCACUGAAAAGCAAAGUGAGAAAAAAAGAAACAAUAGAUGACCCAGACCCAGACACCAGCAGGUCCCAAGAAGAAGAAGAAGAAAACUUGGCUUGGGGGUGUUGGCGGGACGCGGCGAUAAAAUUAUUAUUCCUGAAGCUGUGAAUCCAGUCAGAGAGGAGUUGCUGAGGCCGGCCUUGGUGAUCAUCCUUCUCAGCAAAGUGAUCAUUAGCAAUCAUGUCUGGCGAGUUGCUUUGGCCUAAGAGAGCAGUGAUUUCCCUCUGUGGGUUGGUUCAGUCUCACAAAAGCCUUUGGGACCCCGGCCAUAAGGAUUAUGCCAGGAGUAAGGUGCGGAAAAAGAUUUACGAUGAAUUGGCUGAGGAACUCAAGGAAAUGUACCCAGCGAUGACCUUCUUGACCGGAGAUAUAAUUCGUCAAAAGUUCAAGAAAACUAAAGCAUAUUUCAUGAAUGAGCAUAAGAGGAUUCAGACAGCAUUGGCCAAAGGGGAGGGCAAGACAUCCUGCAAGUGGGAGUACUACAACCACCUCCUGUUCCUGUUUGAUGUGUCUGUGAGGGGCACUUCAGAGUCCCCGUGCCGUGAUGCAUCACCGUCUCCAGAACGAGGUGAACCACCCCAGGAAGGCACUGAGAUGGUGGUAGAACACAGAGUGAGUUCCAAUGACAAUGCUCCAUACACUGACCCGCUGAAUAUAGCCCUCCAGAGGGAGUUAGUUUUUGAGACACCUGAGGAGAACCACUGUUACUUAGCCACAACACACAUGUUACCAUCCUCCUCCUCUGUCCAGGACAGCCCAGCACAGCCACCAAGAGGAUCUAAGGCUGCAGAGUUGUCUUACUCUAGAUUUAAGAGAAGGAAAACUCACUAUGAUCAAGGCACAAAAAGCUCCCAGUAUGAUGAAGGCACUGGGGUGGCAGAAAUGGUGACGUCUCACCGGACACCACAGCUUUCCUAUGCAGCCUCCAUAGCCGGUGUAGUCGAAAACUUGAUUAAAAUGUGUCCUGCAGAGCAACAGCAGGAAUUUGGGUUCACCAUUUUGCAGGUUGCACAUGAAAAAUAUGCAGAUGCAAAAAAUAAAAAUGAUGCUCUAUCAAGUACCCCCCCAAAUAUAACUAUACAAGUGGGCAGUGUGGAAGGAAGUGGUAAGUUUUAAAAUAUAGAAGUGUGGAAGGAAAUGCUAAGUUUUAUAAUAAAGAAUUUUGAAUACCAAGUCUCUUUCUUUGCAACAUUUCCUCAUUGAAAAAUAACUUUUAGUUAAUUUAAGGAAAAGGUUGAAGCAUACAAUAUGGUUGUGUGUGGCCUCAGUGCUCAUCUUUGUUUCUUUGGCUCUUGAGUCUGCAGUGGGUAAAAGUCUGUUACCCCAGGACACAGAAUAAGUAUGACAACCCAAGUCUCCUCAGGUUUCCACCGUUACCCAAUUAUCGAUCGGCCCCAAAAGAUAGAUGAACAGUAUGGAAAAGAGGCACCAGUAGGUGGAUGUAAUUACACACACACAUUUUUCACUUUCUUGAAAGUUGAAAAAUCAGACUGGAUAAGGUCACAAGUGGUGUGCCACAGGGAUCAAUGUUAGCACCUAUGAUGUUUUUAAUAUACAUAAAUGAUAUGCUAGAAAAGUAAAGUUACAUGAGUAUGUUUGCAGAUGAUGCCAAACUGGUUAGAGAUGAUGAUGAGUGGAAAAAGCUGUGGGAAGAUUUGAAUGAGAUACAUAAAUGGAAUGGGACAUGGAGUUUAACAAAAGGAAAUGUCACAGUGAAAAUGGAAAAAAGUAAAAAUAGACCUUGUGAAGUGUAUAGGAUUGGAGGGACUAUCAAUGACUCAGUGAAUGAAGAAAAAGACUUAGGAAUUAUAAUACAAGAUACACUGACACCUGAUAAGCAUAUAAAUAAGAUAUUCAGAGAAACAUAUAGUAUGCUGCAAAAUAUUAGAGUGGCAUUUCAGUGCUUAGAUGAGGACAUACGAAGAAAAUAAUAGCAACAUUGAUUGGACCAAGGUUAGAGUAUGCAUCGGUUGUUUGGUCACCACACAGAAAAUAGGAUAUAAGGAAACUCGAAAGGAUUCAAAUGAUUGCAACUAAGAUGGUACCAGAACUAUCGAAUCUCAUACGAGACUAGAUUGGAGCAACUUGGCCCACUAACACUUGAAGAAAGAAGAGAAAGAGGAGCCUGGUUAGCAUUGCACAGGAACACAAGUGGAAUGGAUAGGAUAGGAAUGAUUUAAUUGAGAUGGAAGGGAGGAGGCAACUAAGAGGACACAAGAAAUUGACAAAGAUGAUUUGUUUGAAAGAUAUAAAGAAGAACAGUUUUCCAUUCAGGAGUGUGGAUACAUGGAAUGGGCUAAACAAAGACAUUGUUGAAGCAGGCAGUGUCCCUAAAAUGAAGGAAAAAUUGGGCAAAUAUAGAUUGGGAGACAGGACUACCCAAGCUUGAGCUCAGGUCCUGUAUACUACAAAUAGGUAAAUAUACACACACAUACAGGCUUGAGGCUUGAGGCUUGAAGAAACAAGCUCACUAGCAAGGGAAAGAAAACACUCAAGAGAUGAAAAGAAAACAUAAUUGACCUAAGGAUCUAUACACAAUGUCACGAGCAUAUAAAAAUCAAGAUCAGCUGAUAGAUGUAAGGACAUGUAGUAACGUCAUUUGACAGGUGGACUACGGCCAGUGUACAAAACUCAAAUGUAAUUACAAUAAUCAGUAGUCAGACCAUUAACUUGGGGAGAGGAAUAUGGCCAUAAGACACUUAAAAAGCUAUAUAUUCAAGUUCUUAGCUAAUGUUCAGUACAUUCAUUCCAAUCCCAUUUAACAUCUUUUAGGGUGAAUAUUUUCAAACUAUCUGAAUUAUCUUACAUCUUUAUCAGGACUGCUUGUUAACCCUGUCAUGACUAGGGAUGCCAAGGGGGGUUUCCUUGCAAGCUGAGUUAUUGUUGAGAUCCAUAAAAGAGCAUUAGAGAAAAAAAAUGAAGACCCAAACAGAGUCCCCUGGCAUUGACUCUUACUUACCUGAAGGAAGAAAUACAAAGAAAUAUGAUUACCAUGUAUCUUAAAAAGCUCUUUGUUCAAUCUUUGGAUGAUGAGUGAUGUUGAGGGUGUCGGAUUGCAGUGAUGAGAAACGCCUCAGCCCGUCCAGCCCUAUAGGGGAAGAGGACUUUAAACUAGAAGAAGAAGAAACAUCAUUACACUGCCAAAUACGACCUUAGCACCUAGCCAUCAAGAUGAGAGCCGUUUUUCUUGCAGCCGGCUAUGGGACAAGACUGGACCGUGACCUUCAGGAUGACGAGAGUGGUCAGUAUAGUCACCUUGUGGGAACACCUAAGCCUCUGCUGCCUGUCGGGGGACUGCCACUCGUCACUCACUGGAUCAGAGCCUUCGACCAAGUCCCCAAGAUAACGAGUGUGGUGGUGGUAGUGAAUGACCUACACAAACCACGGUACGAGGCAUGGGCUGAGGGGUUGACAAGGAAGGUGGGGAUCGUGAGUGAUGGAUCGAGGAGCAACGAGGAGAGAAGUGGAGCUGUGGCCUGCAUGAUGAUUGGUUGUGAGGGAGAGCAGGAUGAUACUCUGUUUGUGGCAGGAGACACAUUGCUACCUAAAGACUUCUCCCUGAACACACUGGUGGACAAAUUUGAGUCCCUCCGUGCGCACGACGAGAAAGCUUGUGUCGUUCUGAGUGCUCCUGUCGCUGAGGAAAAUGUCUCAAAGCAUGGCAUCAUUGAGGUUGGUGAAGGGGACCGGGUGAUUAACUUUCUGGAGAAGCCCGACCCACAGGACACAACCUCCAGGCUUCAGUGUCCUUGUGUCUACCUUAUGUCCUCCGGGAGUCUACAGCAUCUCAAGGACUUUCUGGAGGAGACUCGCACAAAGCCCCUGAGCUGCCGCGAUGCCCCGGGCCUGUUUGUGGGUGUCCUUAUCCAGCGCGCGCCGGUCUUUGCGCACCACGUCACACACCGCUAUGAUGUGGGGGGCCUGCUGUCCUACCUUGAGUGCUGCCGGGACUUUCUGCAGGCUUAAGGUUAGGCUGGGUAGUCUGCCUGAUGUUAUAUUCACUGUCUUACUUACCAACCACAGGCUCAAGGGUCAAAGUGACAGAGAUGAGCACUGAGGUAAUUUUUUUCUCAAUUCUCAUAUAGUACAUAUAUAUUUAUCUGCAUGCAUUUAUUUUAUUAAUUUUCAUUUGCUUAUAUAUUUAUGUUUACUUGUUAUGUGUAUGCUUUUAUGUGGUAGUGUGUUUAUGUUAUAGUUCAUGUAUGUAUAUUUUUCUUUAUAAUUUGUUUAUAUAUCUCCAUGCAUUCAUUUUAUCAUGUGUUUAUGUGGUGCAGUGGUCAAUGUGCCUAGCUAUGAAUCUGUGGGCCCAAUUCAAAUCCUGCCUCAGGCAGUCGGUGUGCAGCUCACCCAGCUGUUCAUCCUCACUUUCGGGCAGGUCGAAAAGUGAGUACCUGGGGAAAUCUGGGGAAGGUGAACUGUGUUCUAUCAGUUUUUAUUAAUUUAUAUAUUUAUGUGUACUUACUUAUUAUGUGCAUGAUUUUAUGUAGUAUAUUUUGCAUUGGUUGGCAGACCUACCUCAUUCUGUGUUGUUAUGUUAAGUUGAUUAAAGAUAUUUUUUU